CCCGAGCCUCCCCUCCCGAGCGCUGAAUCGUUGCUCGAUUUUGUCUUCUGGUUUUUGCCGUUAUCAUUAUCUGAUCCUCUCUCGAUUCUUCCCCGAUGGCCACCUCACCAUCACCUAACGCUUCUAAUCUUUAAUUUGGGGGAUCUGGUAUGCCCUUGUUGGAUCAGACUCAGUAAGGUGUGCUUCGUCAUCCGACCAACGUUUCCCGUUACCGCGACUAUAAAGCCGCCCUAUCCGGACACUCUCUUUCAUCACUCGCCAACAUGGAUUCAUCAAUGACAUCGGCGUUCAGACGCGCUGCCGAAAGCAGUACACAAGCAGUCGGCGGUCUAGCAAAACGAAUCGCCAUCCCGCUCAAGCCUAACAGUCCCCCUGGUCUAGUCCAAGCAUUGACAGUAGACCCGUGGUCCAAGGCCGGCAAAUAUGGACUGGGAUGGACGUACUUUUCGCUUAUCAUCGUCGGUCUCGUGUUGUUCAUGAGGAUAUGGCACUUCUGGCAGGACAAGAUUCGACAGGCGAUAUACAAGCAGGAGAUGGAGGAACACUUUCGACAGCUUUACAGCCUGGAACCAGAGUGGGAUAGGUCAGCAGCAUUAGCCACAGGAAUGACAGCAGCAGAAUCGAGACGACAUUUCUUUCCCGAUGAACCGCCUCUCGAAGAGAAAGACUUCAAGCCGAAAGCUCACUUCUCGUCCAUCGGCUUUGUCAACGACACGUUGGCCCUGUUCCGAUGGGUGUUUUACCGGCCGAUUCCCGAUAUUGUAUGGAAGAAACAUCGGUUCACCUUCUCAUCCCUCGCCGUCUUGUUCUGCGUCUUUGUUUCCAUUGCCUUCGUAACGAUCUACUGCUUUCUCCAGCAGCCGCUUUACUGGCAGAGCAUUCGGUUCGGUUCUCCCCCGGUCGCUAUCCGUGCCGGCAUGAUUGCGGUUGCUAUGACCCCUUGGAUCGUCGCCACGAGCACAAAAGCCAACCUUCUUACCCUCAUCACCGGCAUCGGCCCCGAGCGCCUCAAUGUCUUUCACCGAUGGCUUGGAUACCUGUGCCUGUUUCUUUCGUUAGUUCACAUGGUCCCGUUCUAUGUGCAGCCAGUGUGGGAAGAUGGAGGUAUGGAGGUCUUCGGAAAGCUGUUCCCCCCCGGCAGCGGAAUCAUCUAUGGUUCCGGUAUUGCUUGCUUGGUACCUUUAUGCUGGCUCUGUGUUGGCUCACUGCCUUUCAUCCGACGAAUGGCCUAUGAGGUGUUUGUCAUACUUCACAUACCGGUUGGCGUGAUCUACGUCGGCUUGCUCUUCUGGCACACCAAGAACUUCUUACUAUCAUGGGGUUACCUGUUCGCUUCCGUUGGCAUCUUCGUCGUUUGCAACAUUAUCCGACUUUUCAACUUGAACUGGGCCAAACCUUGGCGAAUGGCCUGGUUGAUUGGCGACGAGGCGGCUAUCAAUAUUAUGACCGAGAAUGCCAUCAAAGUGACUAUUCCAACUCAGAUGCGUUGGAAACCAGGGCAAUACGUUUAUCUACGUAUGCCCGGCAUCUCUCUCUUUGAGAACCAUCCCUUCACCAUCUCAUCAUUGUGUAGCCAAGACUUUCCCUCUGAGUACGGCGAGAACUACAGGGAUUGCGUGUUGGUCUUUCGGCCGUACGGCGGCUUCACAAAGAGAGUCCUCGAAACCGCCAUAGAAAAGGGACCCUUCCACACCUACCGUGCUUUUCUUGAUGGGCCAUACGGAGGCAUGCGUCGGGAUCUGGCCGCUUUCGAUACAUGCAUUUUGAUUGCGGGCGGUAGUGGCAUCACUUCUCUGAUGUCACAGCUACUUAACCUCAUCAAGAGGAUGCGUGAUGGAAAAGCCAUUACCAAGAAGAUUGUGGUUGUCUGGUCACUGAAGCGUCUCGAGGCCAUGGAUUGGUUCCGCGAAGAACUCCGUAUCUGCAGAGAGGCAGCGCCUCCUGAGAGCGUGACCUGCAAGUUCUUCGUCACAUCUGCACAACGCCAGCAACUCAAUGCUGGAAUACCUCACGGCCGCGCGCCGAGACCAUUGAGCAACCUUUUCCACGAUAAGCUGGAUGGGUUUGUCUCAAACAUCGCUAACAAGCGGAACAGCGCGCUGAUCAUGGCGGAGGCGCAGGGCGAUCCAGAAAGAGAGCGUGAGCUACGCGCUGAAGAUGAGGACCGGAUUACCGCCUUGCCGCAACAAAAAUAUCUACAACCUCAUCAUUUCCCUCCUCCGCCUCCGGGGCCGCCACCUAACCAUCGAUAUUCCGUUGCUGAGGAUACACUCCGCAAGCUCGAAGGGCGCGAUGUCAAAGACCCAUCGCUGAUGAACCCAGUCGACAGUAAGGACGGCGUCAAGAAGGAUGGCGAAUUCCAUUUUCCAGCCAUCGCUCCACGGCCUGAUAAGGCUCCGCACUUCAAUUACGCACCACCAGCAGCAAAACAGCGAUACAGUCAGUGGCUUGCCCAAACAGGAGGUGAUCCUGAAUCACAGGGCCGACCCAGCUACGUGACCAUGAGAGAAUCUGAGGACCCGGACUACCAACAACAAGCAGACCGACAGCAAGAGCAACACGAAGAAGGAGUCGAGUACAACAACAACAACAACAACAACAACAACAACAACAACAACAACGGCAACACUUAUCCUGGCCAAGAUGCCUCACAAUCACCUUACCCAAUACCACCUCCUCCUCCUGGACCUCCGCCUGGACACAACCCCGCUGUUGCCGCCGCUGUCACUGCCGAAUCCGCUCCUGCUCCCCAAGCGACUCAACCGGUUCGGCCCCCUGAACUAGCCCACCUCCGCACCGAUAACCUCCCAGCGGCCCAGCGGCCCGCUACCCGUGCAACCUCCACCUUCGGGCCCCCCUCCGGCUUUGACUUUGGCUUUCCUAACACGCCGACCGAGUUUCAGAAAUCGCUCAUGCGCUUCGCCUUCCCUGUACCGCACCAGAUCGACGGCGGCUGGAGCGUCGAGUACGGCCGCCCGGACCUGGGGUACAUGCUCAAGGAGUGGGCUACGGGUGGGCCCGAUGGCAGAGGCGUUCUCGGACGUAGGACGGCCGUCUUCGUGUGUGGGCCGGCGAGUAUGCGGGUUGGUGUGGCGAACACGGUGGCUAGGCUGCAGGCGGAGAUUUGGGGGGAUGAUAUGUUGGAGGAGAUCUUUUUGCAUACGGAGAAUUAUGCUCUGUGAGGGAGUGGCCUUAGAGGAAGAAGAAAGGCGGCGUGUACUCUUGCUCUUUUUGUUUUGUUUUUGAGAUACCUACGUUUUUCUUCUACUUGUUUGGGUGUGUACGAAGUGUCAGCUACCCUUUG
Molecule: messenger RNA, 3304 nt
Organism: Neurospora hispaniola
Lineage: Eukaryota; Fungi; Ascomycota; Sordariomycetes; Sordariales; Sordariaceae
Product: ferric reductase like transmembrane component-domain-containing protein
Exons: 1
Coding region: 264-3182 (972 amino acids)
Biological process (GO): iron ion transport; intracellular iron ion homeostasis; copper ion import
Cellular component (GO): plasma membrane
Molecular function (GO): ferric-chelate reductase activity
Source: RefSeq, a predicted model, not a curated record